Molecule: messenger RNA, 2148 nt
Organism: Mycosarcoma maydis (corn smut)
Lineage: Eukaryota; Fungi; Basidiomycota; Ustilaginomycetes; Ustilaginales
Exons: 1
Coding region: 1-2148 (715 amino acids)
Biological process (GO): DNA-templated transcription
Cellular component (GO): RNA polymerase III complex
Molecular function (GO): single-stranded DNA binding
Source: RefSeq, a predicted model, not a curated record
AUGUCGUCCACGGCGCAUUCGCCACAAAAGAUCAAGCUCUGCGAGCAUAUCUUGCUCCAGCACUUUGGUCCUAUCGCUGCGCGGGUUGGCGCGCUUUUGCUCAAACGUGGUCGGUUGACAAUCCGCGAAAUCAGUCGCUUCCUCAACCAGCAACCCACUCGAACUAACCGCGGCCCCAUUGAUCCUUUCAGCAACCACAGCGCAACCAACAGCAAAUCCACCCUGGUUUCGGCGCCCAUCGCAGGAGCAAGCUCGAGCUCCAGCACAAGCGAUCCAAACGCGCCCGUUCCCGUUCCCAAACUUCUCAUCGAACAGACCGUCAUGACACUCAUUCAGCACGGAUGCGCCUGGCACAGCUCAACCGAUCCCGACGUGGCUGAUCCAAACCAGGAGUUUUUCGAAAUCAACAUCAACGAAGUGCUGCUGCGGUUGCGCUUCGGCAGAUACAUUGGUAUUGCAGAAGACGAGCUUGGACAAACCGCUGCUAGGAUCGUCAAGCUCGUCCUACAGCAUGGCAAGCUUCAGGCAAAUGAUAUCAUCGACCGCGUCGCAACCGAAAUGGACGCACAGCACAAACCAACUUCGCUCACAGCUGACGCCCAACCCAACCGCGGCGAUCCUCCAAACGGCACCGCCAACGGCUCCAACAACAAGAAGCGAAAGGCCGAUAGCGCUACCGAGCUAUCCGCGCUUCAGUCGCAAGUAGCCCGUCAGCUCACCCUCCUUCUGUAUCGUACCUAUUUGCGACCUAGCUCGGUCCAUCAGCAUGUGUCACCUCGAGAUAAGGAGAUCAAGUACGAAGCCAAGAAGCGUCGCGAAUUGCGCGGCAUCCCAACACCCAAAGACUUGCAAAAGAUCAAGGAACAAGUGCGCGCUCAGAUCGCCGAGGAACGAGAUGCUGAUUGGGACAUCACCGCCACAACCGUCACACUGGGUCCUGAUGGGCUUGCAGCAGAUCACUGCGGUUCACGGCGUGGCUUGCUCCGCAAACAGCAAAGCGCUAUCGCUGUCGCCAGUUCAGCCAGUAAGAGCAAACGCGCAAAGACUAGCAGCAAGAGUAAAGACAAGACGAAGGACAAGAACGGCGUCAACGGCAUUGACGGCGUUCACGGCUCUGCUUGUCGAGACACUUUUGACCCUGCAGACGACUUUGAUAUCGAUCCUACCGUCUGGUUGCGCGUCCACUUUGAUCGCUUCGACGUUCACCUUCGUGACGAAGUCAUGAUCGACGCCGUGCGAGAAAAGUACAACAACACCGCCGCCGAGGUAUUUCGUCAUCUUAUUCAGGCGGGCGAUGCAUCGACGAACAAGUCGGUACGAGACGUGCGCAGUGCACCCAUCUCGAUCACCACGUUAUGCCACAAACUGCCUUCUGACUUAUCGCUACAGAAAGGUUUUGACCGUCGUUCGUUCGGCAAGGAUCGCGCCUCGCUGCCGAGCAAGCAAGAAUUCCUCGCCGAGUACAGUGCCAUCUUUUCGCAUUCCGAAGACGUUUCUGGUCGAUCGAAAAGCUUGCGUCUCAUGGCACCCGCAUCGGACAGCACCACGAAAACCGCCGGUGGGUCCAAAGUGGCGUCUACUCUCACCAUCGAAUUUGGCAACCUUGCCGAAGGUAUGCGCAAAGAUUUGCUGCGAAACGUCGUCGAAGAGAAAUUCGGCACGGCUGCGAUCCGUAUCAUGAACAUCCUUCGCGAAAAGGGCAAACUCGAAGAAAAGCACAUUUCCAAACUCGCACUCGUCUCGAUCUCGGAAACGCGCGACCUAUGCUCGCGACUCUUCCAUGCUUCGCUAUUGGGUUUACAAGAGGUACCCAAGACGAAAGAUCGUGAUCCGGCAAAGACGUUUUUCCUCUGGUUUGUCGAUGAGGCCAAAUGCCGCGCGUGGUUGUUAGACCAUCUCUACCAGAGUCUCGCCAGGUUGGGUCAGAGGAGGAACGAAGAGAUGCGCAAGCAGACCCCGCUCCUGAGAAAGGUCGAGAGGAGCGAUGUCAAGAUGGACACGCUCGGCUUGUUGACCGAGUGGGAAAGGCACAGUUGGCAGCGUUUGCAAGGUGUGCUUCAGACGCUGACUGUGGCCGAGAUGCGCACCGAGAUGGAUGUUUUCGUCAUGCGUGAUCUGGCUGCGGGGACUUAUGUUAGCCAAGAGUGA